AUGGUUGGCAAGCAUUCGGCCGAAAAGCCCGGCCCGCUUGGCGAUGUCACCGUGCAGGUGACGAGUCAACCAGCUCAUUGCAUAUCCGCGGGAGAUGUCUUGGAACAGCUUCGGUCCGAUGCACAAAGCGGACUUUCCGAAAGUGAAGUCUCUAAACGGCAAGAGAACUAUGGCGCCAAUGCACUCGAAGGAAGCGGUGGGGCGGGUCCCAUCCGCAUUCUGAUGAACCAGGUUCUCAAUGCACUCACAAUGGUCUUGAUCAUGGCUAUGGUUGCGAGCUUCGCCAUCAAGUCAUGGAUCGAAGGCGGCGUAAUCGCCUUUGUCGUCCUCCUCAACGUCGUGGUUGGGUUCCUACAAGAGUAUUCGGCCGAGAAGACUCUGGAGAGUAUCCGAACUCUGGGCUCACCCACCGCCCAAGUCAUCCGCAUGGGCUCGAGCAGAGUCAUUCCAACCUCACAGCUCGUCCCUGGUGACAUCGUUGAGCUCGUGACUGGCAACACAGUCCCUGCCGAUCUACGUCUGAUCGAAUCUGUCAAUCUGGAAACGGAUGAGGCGCUGUUGACCGGCGAGUCUCUGCCAGUUGCCAAGAACGCCGACUCUACCUUCGACGUAGAGACUGGUGCAGGCGACCGCUUAAACUUGACCUUCAGCUCGACCACAGUAACCAAAGGCCGAGCCAAAGCCGUGGUCUUCGCUAUUGGAAUGGAAACAGAGAUUGGCAAGAUAGCCAGCGCACUCCGUCACAAGGACUCCGUCGUACAGCCGGUGAAGCGUCGAGCAGACGGCUCGGCCGGGCCGCUUCAAUACCUGCAAGCAUGGUCUCUUACGGCAUGGACGGUGUUUGGCAAUUUCCUUGGUACCAAUGUUGGCACGCCACUACAACGGAAGUUGUCCAGGCUGGCCAUUCUCCUGUUCGGGAUCGCUUGCCUAUGCGCAUUUAUUGUAGAGGCAGCAAACAACUUUAGCCCUGCAAACGAGGUGGUUAUUUAUGGUGUGGCGACCGGCCUGAGUAUGAUACCGGCGAGUUUGAUCGUCGUCUUGACAAUUACAAUGGCCGUCGGUACAAAGUAUAUGAGCAAGAGAAAUGUGAUUGUCCGCAAGCUGGAUAGUUUGGAAGCCCUGGGGGCUGUUACCAACAUCUGCUCGGACAAGACUGGAACUCUCACACAAGGUCGCAUGAUUGCAAAAGCAGCGUGGAUUGCCGGCAAGGGGACCUUUACUCUUGACAACCCAAAGGAUCCGUAUGACCCUUCCAUGGGUACUAUCGUCCACCACGAUGGUGAGCCUGAGUCGAACCAAGCUGUCUCGAAAAAUGCUCAGAGGGUUCUCGAUGCGGCUCGGUUGUAUUCUGGUCAGGUGACAGCGGAGCACAUCAACAUAGAGACCUUCAUGAACGUGGCAUCCAUGGCAAACACAGCACUGGUUGAGCGAUCGAAAGACGGUAACUGGGCGGCCAAGGGCGACCCCACAGAAAUCGCUAUGCAGGUCUUCGCCUCGCGCUUCAACUGGAACAGGACGAGGCUCGUGGAUGAGGCCAAGGAGUGGAGCUUAGUAGCCGAGUUCCCCUUUGACUCGGACGUCAAGCGCAUGUCCGUCAUCUACGGCAGGAAGACCAAAUCUGGAGGACAAGACUCUUGGGUCUUUUCGAAGGGUGCCGUCGAGCGCUUGCUUCCCCUCUGCACCAGUUUCCAAGGCCCCGACGGCGAGCCCGUCACGCAAGAGGGUUCAGAAUGGACCGAUAAAAUCAUGAGGAACGUCGACUACCUCGCCAAUCAAGGUCUCCGCGUCUUGUGUCUUGCCAGCACGAAUUGGAAUGGCGGGCAGGCCGGUGGUGGUGGUGGUGGUGGUGGUGGUGACCUGGCGAGUCUCAAACGCGACGAAGUUGAGAGGAACCUGACUUUCCGUGGUCUCAUAGGCAUCUACGACCCCCCGCGUCCGGAGUCGGCGGGGGCGGUGGCCGCCUGCAGGAGGGCGCACAUCACGGUGCACAUGCUCACGGGCGACCACCCCGGGACGGCUGCAGCCAUCGCGAAGCAGGUCGGCAUCAUCCCGGCACGCCCCGAGACGUCCAUGGUCAUGACGGCCUCGCAGUUCGACAAGCUUUCGGACGACCAGGUGGAUGCCCUGGCGACGCUCCCUCGCGUCAUUGCACGCUGUACGCCCCAGACCAAAGUCAGGAUGAUCGACGCCCUGCACCGCAGGCAGAGGUUUGCUGCCAUGACCGGUGACGGAGUCAAUGAUUCGCCGUCGCUUGUGCGGGCGGACAUUGGUAUUGCCAUGGGCCAGGCGGGGAGUGACGUUGCCAAGGACGCCUCGGACAUUAUCCUCACAGAUGAUAACUUUGCCUCAAUCCUGAACGCCGUUGAGGAGGGACGGAGGCUCUUUGACAACAUCAAGAGAUUUGUGCUCCAUGUUCUUGCUGAAAACAUUGCACAGGCUACAACUCUACUUGUUGGUUUAGCCUUCAAAGAUGCCAGUGGUAACUCAGUGUUCCCUCUGGCACCCGUGCAGAUUCUUUGGGUCAUUAUGGCAACCUCAGGCAUGCCUGAUAUGGGACUUGGUAUGGAGGUGGCUGUUCCAGACAUCAUGAGCCGUCCGCCGCAUGAUCUCAAGACCGGUGUCUUUACGACUGAGCUCAUAGUCGACAUGGUUGUGUACGGCAUCUGGAUGUCGAUCCUCUGCCUCGCAUCCUUCGUCCUAGUCGUCUUCGGUUUCGGAGAUGGCAACCUCGGCGUCAACUGCAACAACGAGUAUUCUGAUUCGUGCACUCUUGUUUUCCGUGCCCGAGCCACAACGUUUGUCUGCCUGACUUGGUUUGCAUUGUUCCUGGCGUGGGAGAUGGUAAACUUCAGGCGAUCCUUCUUCCGCCAAGUGCCCAAAACCAUGCACCCAAGCGGCAACUAUCGGUGGUACCACGUCUUGUACCAGUGGUGGAGCGAUAGCCGGCAGAACCCUUUCCUGUUUUGGGCCAUCAUAGCUGGCUUCGUCACUAUUUUCCCCACACUCUAUAUCCCCGUUAUAAAUCACGUCGUUUUCAAGCACGAGGGCAUCACCUGGGAAUGGGCUAUAGUCGUGGUCGAGAGCAUCCUGUUCUUUGCCGGGUGUGAAGGCUGGAAAUGGCUGAAAAGGGCUUACUUCAGGCGCCAGGACAGGAAGAAAGGUGGCGUGAGCGACAUGGAUGAGAUGGUCAGCGACUCUGAUAGCAUCAUCAAUCAUCCCGUUGAUGACAGCGAGAGAGACAAGAAUGUAGCCCUCCCCAAGCUUGCAGGGCGCACACAGACGCAGCCAUAUGUGCUGAGAGCUGUGGCCGAGGGAGCUGGUGAUGUCAACGUUGCCCUGGAAGCUGCAUCUGCAUCGGGCAGUCCAGACGGCUCACACACCCCUGCCAAGCCUGAUUACGGUACGGUUAACCAGCAGCAGUUGACAGUGGUCUUGACUUUUUGA
Messenger RNA from Diaporthe citri, 3444 nucleotides. RefSeq lists its product as uncharacterized. Gene Ontology annotation, biological process: calcium ion transmembrane transport; intracellular calcium ion homeostasis. The record is from RefSeq and is a predicted model, not a curated record. Gene Ontology annotation, cellular component: plasma membrane. Lineage: Eukaryota; Fungi; Ascomycota; Sordariomycetes; Diaporthales; Diaporthaceae. The transcript has 9 exons. Gene Ontology annotation, molecular function: ATP binding; ATP hydrolysis activity; P-type calcium transporter activity. Bases 1 to 3444 code for a protein of 1147 amino acids.